This is a messenger RNA of Pogona vitticeps (central bearded dragon), 2099 nucleotides long. It is a transcript of the gene RAB5A, whose product is annotated as RAB5A, member RAS oncogene family. NCBI's taxonomy places the organism in Eukaryota, Metazoa, Chordata, Lepidosauria, Squamata, Agamidae. Gene Ontology annotation, molecular function: GTPase activity; GTP binding. The record is from RefSeq and is a predicted model, not a curated record.
AUUGCCUUGAGGUGAGUGCACAUAGGGGUUUACAUCCUGGAAUCUUCUUUUUAAGAAUCUGAAACAAGGGACUCCUCUCUGUCUUGGACAUGGCCAACCGAGGAGCAACUAGACCCAAUGGACCCAAUGCUGGAAAUAAAAUAUGUCAGUUCAAGUUAGUUCUUCUAGGAGAAUCUGCAGUUGGAAAGUCAAGUCUUGUGCUUCGUUUUGUAAAAGGCCAAUUUCAUGAGUUUCAAGAAAGUACAAUUGGCGCUGCUUUUCUAACAUCAACUGUAUGUCUUGAUGACACAACAGUAAAAUUUGAAAUUUGGGAUACAGCUGGUCAGGAACGAUACCACAGUUUGGCGCCAAUGUAUUACAGAGGGGCACAGGCAGCUAUUGUUGUAUAUGAUAUUACCAAUGAGGAAUCCUUUGCAAGAGCAAAAAACUGGGUAAAAGAACUCCAGAGGCAAGCAAGUCCUAACAUUGUAAUAGCUUUAGCAGGAAAUAAAGCUGAUCUAGCUAACAAAAGAGCUGUAGAUUUUCAGGAAGCACAGUCUUAUGCGGAUGACAACAGUUUGUUGUUUAUGGAGACAUCAGCUAAAACAUCAAUGAAUGUAAAUGAAAUAUUCAUGGCAAUCGCUAAAAAGUUGCCGAAGAAUGAACCACAGAAUGCAGGGGCCAACUCUGUUAGGGGAAGAGGAGUAGAUCUUACUGAACCAACACAACCAACUAAGAGUCAAUGUUGUAGCAACUAAAUCUGAAUUCAGCUGCUUUAAACUGUCUUGAAUAUUCUUCUGCUUCCUAACUUGUUAAUAACAAUGGGAUUUGGAGUGUUUAACCUGGCCCAAUACAGCUUCCAAAAUCGAAGAGACUUACGAAAUAGUCGUUUCUAAUACAGAAUGAUUUUGUCCUAAUUUUUAAUAACAUGCAUGUAUCACUGGCUGUUAUGUUUCAGCAAAAGGGGUGGGGGUGGGGGAAAGGAAGCUGAAUAGACUUGUUUCAGUCGAAAGGUUUAUAAACUGUUACAUGUCAUUAAGGGUAGAGACUGAACUGCUCCAUGAAUCUGCAGUUAACCAGUUAGUUUCUCAAGCUUUAAAUAUUGGUUACUGUUAAAAGUGUAAUGAACAGAAUUGAAAUUCUCCAUUUGUGGUAUGGGGAAAAAACCCUAACUAUAACACACCUGAAGAUCUUAUAAGCUUAUUCACAGUAUUUAUGCAAAAUAUUGUUUAUGUGGGUAUCUACCAUUUAAAUAUACAUUCCACAUUUUCAUAAUUUAACUAAAAUAUGUGCAGCAUUAAUAAUUUUACUGAUCCUGUGCUUACAGAACAAUUGAUCUUAGUUGUUACACUAUAUGUAAUUUUUUUUCAAUCCAGUUUAAAGGUUUUUUUUUAAAAAAUCAAGUUUAAUUCAAUUUUUGUUCUGUUUGUAAAACAGCACAACCAAUGAAUUCAACUCUGAAAUUCACAAAGAUUCUUUAUAAAGCUGUUGAAAUCUGUGUCCAACAAAAACUGGGUAUCUGAUUGUUUUUAAUCAUUGUUGACCAUAACAAUUAUCUUUCCCCUAAGAAUAAAAUUGGUCAGUGCACUAACAAUUAUGUACAUUCAACUUGAUUUUAAAUUGGGAUAUUAAUGUACUGUAAAUAGGGUACUACAUUGUAGUCUACAUCUGUUUAAUACUCUGUACUAUUUAAGAGUUGCUUAAAAGUAUACAAUAUGUACAGUUGCUCUAAAGAGCUAACAUUUCUCUUCCCCCAAACUUUGAGGGGAUUAAGUUCUUCCUUCAUGGCUAGAACAGUAAUAAAUGAUGCUCCUGUACCUGUAACAUAUGUACUACUGUCUGUCUGUAAUGAAUUCUGCAACUUUGUUUUCCAAAGUCCAUUUUAUUUUGAUCUGUCGAGUAUAUUGCACUAAUUCUUUAGUUAUUUUCAUUAUAUGAAAUCUACCAAGUGUCAGAGAAGAUGAUUUAAUCUAUUUAAAUGUUGAACUGCUAGCAGAAACUUACAUGUGCAGAUUGUAAAUUUGCAGUAAUUUGGGCUUAGCAAGGAAAAUGACAGUUCACCAGUGUUUAGUUUUAUAUUGAGGUGCUCAGGUUUGAAUAAAGUGGUAUAAAAAAGGAAA